ACGCGUCUGGUUCCUUCUCUGGUCCCCGGUCAUUGUAAAAGAUCUUUUCAGCGUCCUCCCAAUCAACCCGGUUUGUUGUAGAACCCUCUCGAGAGUCGAGACUCGAGAGUGCACGAACCUCCCUGCCUCGCUCGUUCCUGCUAUAAAUAAAACCAUCCCCACCUCUCCACCACCAGUCAGAGAAGCGCGCGCAAAAGCAUCCGCAAUCGAGAAAGCACCUCCCCUACGCCAACAGCAGUCUCGUCUUCUUCUUCUUCUUCUUCUUCUUCAUUGUAGUAGUUGUUGUAGGCUUAAAAGCUAACAACCAGGGAAAGAAAACAGAGAGAGCGAGAGAGAGAGAAAUGGCGCUGAUCCCCCGCAGCAACAUCUUCGACCCCUUCUCCCUCGACGUCUUCGACCCCUUCGAGAACUUCUUCCCCUUCGGCGGCGGCAGCAGCGCCCUCGCCUUCCCGAGGCUGGCGUCGCCGUCGUCGUGGGCGGUGUCGUUUCCGAGGGAGACGGCGGCGUUCGCGGGCGCCCGCAUAGACUGGAAGGAGACCCCCGAGGCGCACGUGUUCCAGGCGGACCUGCCCGGGCUGAAGAAGGAGGAGGUGAAGGUGGAGGUGGAGGAGGGCAACGUCCUCCGCAUCAGCGGCGAGCGCACCAGGGAGCAGGAGGAGAAGACCGACACCUGGCACCGCGUCGAGCGCAGCAGCGGCAAGUUCCUCCGCAGCUUCCGCCUCCCCGACAACGCCAAGACGGACGAAGUUAAGGCCACCAUGGAGAACGGGGUCCUCACCGUCACCGUCCCCAAGAAGGAGCCCGCCAAGAAGCCUGAGGUCAAGCCCGUCCAGAUCGCCGCCGCCUGAAAACAAAAUAUAUAAUUAUAGGAAAAAUAAUAAUAAUGAACAAUAAUAAGCAUCUCCAUCUCCAGUCCGAGUCCGAGUCUGAGUUCGAGUUUUAAAUAAUCAUCAUCAUCAUCAUCAUCAUCAUCAUCAUCAUCCUGUUAUGUUCUUUGCGUCUCUUCUACACUACUUUGUCUGCACUAGUAUUUGGGUCCGUGUUUCCUGUGUGUUGCCUUUUGAUUUCCGAAGGGUUGUCUCUGGUUGACGUCAUGCUCGUCUUGUUACCUGUCUUUUGGUUGGUUUUCCGGUGCAUCUGUAAGUAAAUUGCAGUUAGUAGCAAUAAAGUCUUUUUCUUUUCUAA
Messenger RNA from Ananas comosus (pineapple), 1185 nucleotides. Its product is annotated as 17.4 kDa class I heat shock protein-like. NCBI's taxonomy places the organism in Eukaryota, Viridiplantae, Streptophyta, Magnoliopsida, Poales, Bromeliaceae. Gene Ontology annotation, biological process: response to hydrogen peroxide; protein complex oligomerization; protein folding. The coding region runs from base 342 to 848 and encodes 168 amino acids. The record is from RefSeq and is a predicted model, not a curated record. The transcript has a single exon.